AUGACACUGUUGUCUCUUUUGGGUCGGAUCAUGCGUUAUUUUCUGCUCAGACCAGAGACCUUGUUCCUCCUAUGCAUAAGCCUGGCUUUAUGGAGUUACUUCUUCCACACUGACGAGGUGAAAACCAUCGUCAAGUCCAGCCGGGAUGCUGUCAAAAUGGUCAAGGGGAAAGUGGCGGAGAUUAUGCAGAAUGACAAAUUCGGGGGACUCGACGUUCUGGACGCAGAGUUCUCCAAAACCUGGGAGUUCAAGAGCAACAAUGUGGCGGUGUACUCCAUCCAAGGCCGGAGAGAUCACAUGGAAGACCGCUUUGAGGUCCUCACUGACAUCGUGAACAAGAGUCACCCGUCUAUAUUUGGGAUUUUCGAUGGCCAUGGGGGAGAGGUAAGAUAAAUGGCCUGUUAUCAUUCAUUUGUUGAGACUAUACUUUUUUUGAUUGGUCAACACUUGCACAUGCACUUGCUAUGCAUCAAAUCAUAUUAAUCCCUCUCCACAGGGGCAUGCAUAAGGCACUUUAGCACUUUACUUUGUGAAGUUGUGCCAAAAAUAAGAGACCAUCAUUCAUGGUCUUACAAGUUUAAAAUACUUAUAGACAUAACAAGAUUGUGUGGUAUGCUGCAGAUAAAGUCUAAACUGAUUAUAGCAGGCUUGGGGGUGAAAAAGAAGAGAAACUCAUUCAAACGUGUAGGUUGAUUGAAGAUGGAUGUGACGAGAGCUGGUCAUUUCCAACCCCAGUGAGAGAUGCUUUCGGAUAUGGGUCAUAUUCUGGUCUGAAUACGGUAAAUCACUGGUGCCCUGUGCAUGACCAUAACUUGUCAUCCGAUGCCCAUGCACCUGUCACCCUCUUCAUGUUCUGGUCACUCACUGGUUACAGACAAAGCCCUGGCAGCUGUAGGUCUUUGACUCCAUGACAAGCAUUCAGUAGCACAGAUCGAACAGCUUGUCUCACAGAAAUACGCUUCCUACUCUCAUCAGCCAGAUGUCCCUAUAGAGGGGCAAAGCGUCCAGCCGUCAGGCGGUGUGUGUGUGUGUGUGUGAGAGAGAGGGAGUUGAUAUAUGAGAGAGAAGGGGAUAGGCAGUCAGUCAAUGUAAGGGUCAUACUCCAUGCACAAGACAGUGGGAUACUGAUCUUGUUACUCCUCAUCGUGACCAGAAGAGAAUGCAUGUGUUUUUAAAAAGUUUUUUAAAUGUGAUGCUGGGGGGUAUCGCCAUCAUUGUCAGGGCAACAACACUGAUUGAUCAUGAUGGCCUGCCUGAACAGUGACCUUGUCUCCGUGGGCUUCAGCUGUAGCCACGCGGUCCUGACCGCCCAGUAUUGACUGACGCCAUGGAGCUACGUGAAGAAACUCACUGGCAAAUGCUUUCUGACAAGGCUCCCCUCUCUCCUCCCCCCUCACACUGCCUCUCUCCCAGACCCAGUCUACGGGCUGCCAGUGGUUUUCUAAGGAGCUCUACUGCUCAGACCUGAUCUAGUCUGUUUAAUACAGAAGUUGACUAUUCUGUCAUGAUCCAGGCUGAAAUAUAACAUUGUAAAAAUAGACAGCGAUGGAGAUGGAGGAUAACCAUUCUUUUCGGGGUAGAUUAAACUGUGGGCUCUAGUGCAGCAGCUCCCUUUGACCAAAACUGGUCAUUUGUCUGGUUUUCCCUGCAGCAUGUUUGAGUUUGCUCUUUCGUUCCUUCUUCCCUGGAUUCCUUAUAGAGGAUGGUAAACCAGGCUAUAAAAGCCUUCCUCAGCUCUGUGUGUGGGAGAGGGAGAGCAGAGAAAGAGGGUGUUCACUUCAGAUUUGCUCAUGAAGGCGAGGGACUUUUUUCCCUCGCUAUGGCCUUGGGUGACAAUUUGGUGUGUUUUAUUCCUACACGCUCUUUUGAAGUGUGUGAAACUGUUGCCAGACACCAGCUUUUCAAAUGGCUCUGUAGCUACUGUAUAUUAUUGUUUAUGUAUUCCUGGCCCAGGGGCGGUGCGUCAGCAGAGAGAUGCAGUGUAGCCCAGGGCUGGAGGAGGACUCAGCUCAGCAUAUUGGUUAGUUCCCUCUACCUCUCUAAACAGGACAGAGUAAUGUUCCCUCUGAUUUUAAAUGAUUUGUCGACCCUUUGGGCAAGAUAGCCUAUCUCUCUCUCCUACUCAAAACAAAGUUGACAUAUGAUUCACCAAGCCCUAGUGGCAGGAGAGGGGUUGAAGGGUGAGGUAGGUUGGGGGAGGUUGGUGAGAGGGUUGGUAGCCAGAGUUACUUGCCAGGACACCUUGUCCUAGCUCUGACACUGGCCUGGAACUAAUCGAUUUACCCACAGGAAGAUACAUCGCCUCUCAGAGAAGAAUUGCAAGCUGGAAACACACACACACACUAAAUGCUAUACCUUGCAAGGAUACCUUGCAAAUAAUUGACAUUUCUUUCCUUAAUUGCUGGUUAUUUGGUAUGCAUGUGGAUGUCUCUGGAGAUAGCGAUUCAUGACGUCUCUAAGUAAUAUAUCCAUUCCAGGCUGUUUGUUCUGACUCCAUGUAAACAUAAACUGACUAAUGUUCAUCCCUUAUUGAUAUUCUGUAGGGAGAGAUGCUCUCUACAUGGGUGAUGGUCUUUAAGAUAACACCCUGGGGGUCUGGCUGAAGAUCCUGUCUGAUGUAUAGACCUGCUUCUAGCUGCACACAAUUACUGUAUGUCGACAAUAGAAUACCAAGUUGAGACAUGUAUAACUCCCCUCUUUACUCUCCUAGUAUGUUAUCUUUCCUUUUCUCUGAAUGGCUCAAUGGAGAAAGGCAGUUCCGAUAAUGAAGUCAUCGCUUUCCUUUUGUGCUGAUGUUCCCCCCCCCCCCCCCCCCCCCACUCUGCCAUCUUAAAGUUCAGUUUAGAGGAGAGUGGUGUGGCUGCGUGUGCGUAGGCAGUUUCUGAACAGGAGAAGAUGGAGAGAAGUAUUGUGUUAAGAGGGAUGAGAGGAAAGAACACAAGGAUGACCUUUUGAAGUGGGGCUCCUCUUUAUUAUUCGUAAUCGUUCCCUUUCUUGCUUACCUUGGCCCUCACCGGAGUUCACCUUCCAAUCGCACUGACAAUAAAGGCCUCUUAGUGUAAAGGGCACCGUUUGCAUUUUAAUCCUGGGGAGGGACAGAGAAGGUGUGUAAGAGACUGUGAGAAAGAGACUGUGUGUCUGAGACUGUGUGUGUGAGCCGAGUGCAUGCGUGAGAGACUGUCUUGCAGAGGGAAGCCCAUUGCUUGCAGUUUGCUGAACCCUUGAAUAUUAUAGUUGACCUGCUUUCAUCCUCCUCCCUCUCUCCUCUCCUUUUCUCCUCUCUUUCAUCCACUCAGGUUGUCAGUGUGAUUACAGCUCAGUGUAACUGCAGUCUGAUUACUGGAGCACUAUUUGAGGAGCUUUCAAUUCAACUCCUUUCAUUCCCAUCUCCAUACCGCCAUUUUCCCUCACUUCAUCUCAUCUACACUGUAGCCCUGUUGCAGAAUGGCUCCAGUGGGUGUGUGUCUCUGCAUCCGGCUCAUGGUUCCCUCCCCAUGGGAAUAAACCCUCUUCACCUGUUAUGGAGGGCUGGUGGGCUCAGUUGACUGGUCUCCAGGAGUGUGUUUGUCUGCAUCUUACUGUGUCCAUUUCUGAUUGUGGACAGCUGUGUCUGCAUGUCUAUCAGGCUCCAGAUGUGUGUGUCUCUGGUUUAGAUAUUCAGCAGCCUGGAUCCCUCUAGAGCCCACUCACACUGGAGAUGAAAGAAGCGGCAUGACUAAUUGCAGUGUCGGCAUUAUAGAGGAUUACAUAGUGUGUGUGUGUUCCCUCAUGUUAAAAUGCAAAUCUAAAGUAAUGGAUUUCCAGGGGACAUUAGAUGAAGUGAACGAUCAGCAGCGAUGGCAUGUUAUCGUGAAAUGCCACUGCCUAUUUGGGCUUUACACACCUGUUCCAGACGAUGUCAUUUCCUGCCGAAUGUCCCCCGUAAGUGUUAGCCCUCCGAAAUCUAAUUUAAAUGUAUUCCUCCAGGAGCCAUAAAAUAAUGGAAUCCAUGAGAAUAAUAAUACAAAAGGAAUACACCAUUCACCCUGGCAGACCAAAAAUACUCUGCUUCGCUCACGGCUGCUUCACUUCAUUCUGGAGGCAGAUUCCUGAACCCACUUUUAUUGCUUUUGGCAAAAGCAGAUGCUCAACAUUUCUUUCAGACCUGCCUUGAUGUUGUGGAAAGAGCAGUGAGCAGGAAAGGUGAUGUUUUGUAGGGAAAAACACCCUGUAGAGAUGGACUGGGAGCUUUUCUACAGUUCUCUGACCUUUUAGUCAUUCCGCACCAGUUGGGCAUAAAAAAAGUUGGUCUUCGAUCCUAGAUCAGGUGUAGAGUUAAGACCAGGAUGGUGCUACUGGCCCCAGAAGACUGUCACGGAAUGUUUGUUGAGCGGAACCCGACGAGUGGAACACUGUAAAUACGGAACCCAAAUGUCACAAUUACCCCAUUUGCCAUUUUAAGUAUUUUCUGCCAUGGGCAAUUGUUUCGUGCAGUAGUAAACUCACAUUGAGUGUAACGUUAUUCUGUUUUUCCCACCAACAUUCUUUUCCAUUAUGCAAGUACUUGUCCCAUAACCCCUCUUGUCCUGAAAUUCUCUAGCUCGUAUUGGUUCUUUUGGAGUGUGUGUAGUGCACGUGGAGCCCCCCAAAAGUCCCCAGCAAAGCUCCCAGCAUGGCGUCCCUCCCGGCCGUUCAAUAAUUCAACACUCCCUCUGCCAGCCAGGCGCUUCUUCUGCUAAAAGCUGCCUAUCUAACCCCCCCCCCCCUUCUAAUCAAGUGAGAGAGACUGUCAUUUCUUCAAACAAUUCAUAUUUUUAUUUGAUAUCGAUUAAUUAUUGUGAUAAUGGAGCUGGUCAACAAACCACCCAUAGGUGAUUAGUUGAGAGCCCAAUGAACAGGAAAUGCUGACGUCUUAUAUAGUGGACCUAAAAAUACUUAGUCAUGGCUGGUUCCACCCCUCCCCGGCAGAUCAGGAGCUACCUUGUUUUCUUCUUGUGUCUAUGUGUAUCGGGUCAUAGCGCACAAACAAGUGAUAACUUUAGUUCCGUUUCACCUCAUAUUUCCACAUAGCUGAGCCCUUGGAAGAUAGUAAAAGACAGGAUGAACUGAAAAACUGUGGUCACUCUGAGGCUCUUUCUCUUGACCGUGUGACCAAGUUGAACAGAAGCCAAGAUGAGGGGAGACAAUACAGGUCUGUUCUGUUAAUAAAACGAUCUCUAAACUGGAGUCACACCAUGUCCUUGACAAUACACCCAGACCAGCUGCAGGGAGCUAGAGGAAACCAUCCUUAUGAAAAGCACAGCACUGGUAGUUAAGAAAUUCCCUAGCAAUAGAAAGAGAUCUAUCAAUAUUCAUACAGAUAUAAUCAACAAAGCAGGUAUAUAUUUUAAUUUUUCCCUGACAGGUGGAGUGGUUCAAAUAAGGUUCCCCAGAUUUCUAAAAGUUGAGACAACAGUCAAGGAGAGAAUCUCUUAUGCUGACUGUCUCCUCCCUGUGGUGCUGUGCAUGAGGCUGGAUGGAUGGGCUGAGGAGUGAGAAGUUGGCCUUGUUUGGGAUUUUGGACAGGGAGGAGGGAGAUGUAGAAUACCCCUCCAAGUCUCCACUCCACAUCAUACACAUGCACACACUCCUCUAGUCCUCCCCAUGGCCUCUGGGGUUCUAUAGAGGGCAGGGGGUAUAUUCUGUGCUGCCAGGUCUCUCUGCUUUUUGACUCUCUGUGGAUGGUGGGCACUCUGUUCUUUCUGUGUGAAUAGGUUAUGAAUGAAUGAACAGGGCUAAAUGGCCAUGACUCUAGGCUCCUACUGAGUGGACUGGCGUCAGCUGCCUUUACAGACAGAAAAAGGUGUGAGGCAGUGGAAAGGGAUGUCUCUCUUCUCUAUGAUUGGUGCUGUUUUAGCAGUGGGGAGAGCAGGCAGAGGAAUGUUGACACGGGAAGGAGAGGAUCACUCACAGCUGCUGUGUGUAUGUGUGAUGGACAUACAGGAGGUGUGUGUGUGUGUGUGUGUGUGUGUGUGUGUGUGAUGCUCACUGGUCUAUGCGUCUGUCCCAGCUGUGACUUCUACCAGACUCCACUUUGGGUGAGCUGCGGAUCAGUGGGUUGGGACGGAUGGGGCAGGUGCGUUCUUUUUGGGGGCUGUGUGUGUAGUUCACGCUGUACACUAUGGUGUGUGUGUGAGCGUACAUGCAUGGGUCUGUGUGUAGGAGGGGUAAGCUAUAACACAGAAGACUGUCUGCAGGGCGUAUGUGUUGGCUGGUCAGGCAGGAGGAAUGCAGGACAUAUGAGUGGCUGAUGUGAGCAGAUGGUUUCUAUCAACUACAGCAUGGACCUGAACUCUCCUUUCCUUAGCGCAGAGACUGGGCUUCUCAAGGAUAUGUAUACUCAAUGUUCUAUUCUAAUCUGUCAUAUGAGUGUGUAAACUCCUUCUAGUGGGAGGAGCAGUUGUAUUCAUUUUAAGGUUGUGUGUGUGCGGCCCAUACUGGUAGACCUGUUGGAACUCUGUCGUCUACUUCUGAUUACGGCCCUCUGAGAUUUAUGACCCGUAGAGGCUGUUUCAUUCUUUAAUUUUAAUUCCUUUCUAAAUGUGUUCAGAUGGUUGGUUGGUGUGUGUGUGUGACCGUUUGCGGUGUGUGUGUGUUUGGUCCUCUGAGAUUUAUGACCUGUAGAGAGGCUUUUUCAUUAUUUUUUAUACCUUUUCUAAAUGUGUUCAGAUGGUUUGUGUGUGUGACCGUCCGUAGUGUGUGUUUGUGACUGCCAGUGUGUGUGUGAUGGUUCGUGGUGUAUGUGACCACCAGUGCACUGAGGCCUGAGCUGAAAAACUCCCUCUUAGUUAGACCAGGCUGCGAGUUUAGAGAAUAACCAUGAUGAAGUUAUGGCUUGGCUGAGUUGGCUAUGAUCCUCAUACAUGCUUCUGAAUCCACGCCCACUGAGUCUUCCAUAGGCAAGCAAGCAUUACUGUUAAGCUUGCCUGACUGAUUAUUUUACUCUCUGUAGGUCACCUUAUAUGAGCAUCUGCCAGAGAGGAACUCAUUAUAUUACAACCUAAUGUACGUUUUUCUUAGACUUUCCCUGGAUAUUUCCUAUGCGGAGACCGGAGAGCUAGGUGGAUUGUAGAGCUGAGAGUGAUGGGUUAUGAGUGAUGGGCUGGGGGCUCAGGGCUGAGCUGCUAAAUUGAUUAGUGAAGUAGGGGGAGGCGUAUGGUGAUGGUGGCUAAUGGUAACCGCUGAAGGCCCAGGGAAAUCUGCUUUCCUCCUCCUGACUGUCUCUCUAAAUCCAUGACUGAAGGGAGGAGAGGAGACUGCAGGGAAGAUUAGAACUACACUAAUCCCAGUUGAGAGAUUGGAAAUAUGUUUAGAACCUUUUACUUGUAGUUGUUUUAUUUCUUCCAGUCUCUCUGUCAGUGGAGGCUGGUGGGGGGAGCUAUAGGAGGACGGGCUCAUUGUAAUGGCUGGAAUAGAAUCAGUGGAAUGGAGUCAAACAUAUGGAAAUGACAUUGUGUCCGUUCCAUGUAUUCCAUUCCAGCCUCCACUGGUCUUUGUCUCUCUCACCUCUUCAUCUUUCUGACUAUCUCUCCAUCUCACUGUUGGCUCUGCUCUUCCUCUCUUCUCUACAUCUCUCCUACAGGGAAGGCCGGUGGCUGUAAGGAGGCUGUACGUUGCCCUGUGGCUCAGCUGUAUAAUGAGCUUAGCCAGCGGCAGAGCUGUCAGCAAGGUUUUAGAGCUGCUCUUAGCAGGCUUACACCAUCCACAGGAGGAGAGGAGAGGGGCAAGGGAGUGGGUGAAGGAUGGAGAGGAAUGAGGAGAAGGAUAAUGGAGGACAAAUUUAGAUUGAUUGGAAAGCGGCUGUAAGUUUACUGCUGCUCUUAGCAGCCUCCCACCUUUCUCUCUUAGCAGCCUUCCACCUUUCUCUCUUAGCAGCCUCCCACCUUUCUCUCUUAGCAGCCUCCCACCUUUCUCUCUUAGCAGCCUCCCACCUUUCUCUCUUAGCAGCCUCCCACCUUUCUCUCUUAGCAGCCUCCCACCUUUCUCUCUUAGCAGCCUCCCACCUUUCUCUCUUAGCAGCCUCCCACCUUUCUCUCUUAGCAGCCUCCCACCUUUCUCUCUUAGCAGCCUCCCACCUUUCAUAGGAGGAGAGGAGAAGGGGGAUGAGUAGAAGAGUAAAAAUAAGAGGUAGAGGAGAAAAGGAGGGGAGCUUUGGAACUUUUUUUUUUUGUAGACUUACAACCGCCUCAGGAGGGGAGAGAUGGAAGAAAGGAAAGAAGUGAGAGAGGCAGGAAGACUAUGUAAGAUAAGAAAGGGAUGAGAAGUGAACGGGUAGAGAGGAAGAGAGGCUGAGCUGUGUAUCUAAUGUUAUAUCUGGAUGAGAAGACACAUGGCUGCAGGUGUAUCCUGUCUGCAGGGUGUAUUUAUGUACAGCAUCUGCUGUGAGUAGCAUGCUGAAGGCUGCAUUAGCAGCAUCAAAGCAGAUGUAAAGAGUGAGUGGAACAUGCAGCCAGUCAGGUGCUAGUUUAGUCUUUGAUCUUCUGCUUGAGUGUGCAGGAGAACAUUCCUACAUCAUAAAUGCUUAGCAGCCCAGGGACACAUUCGCAACAACAACAUUUGUGAGGAGUGGCAGCAGCGAUUUUCUUCUGUGUAUUUGUCUGUUAGUGAGCAAGAAAUAGUGUGUGUGAAAGAACUGCCGCUUUUCUCUUUUCUCUUUGAUCAUGAGUCAUUUCAACUGUGGGGCAGACCAAGCUUUGAUGUCUCUAGUCUGAGACAAUAUGAACAUGGCGUACUCUCUCUCCCUCCCUCUCUUUCUUCUUUGUGUGCAUUUAUAUUCUCUCCCUCCUCUCUUCCUGUCUAUUUUGAACUUUUGCUCUAUUACUUUCUCUAAUUUUUUCUCCCUCUCCAUACCACACACUAUCUUCCGUUCCAUGUCUCCCUCACUCCAGAAAUCAAACUCUGUCCUUCACCUUGAGUGUCUCUGGGAGACGAAUGCCAGGGUAGUGCAAGCCGAGCCUCCUGCCUGCCUGUGUUGUGAGACCGGAAGGAAACAGGGUGAAGGACACAGACUGAGGUCUCCUACUGUACUCUCUUCCCAUUGCCCCGUUCAGAAACCCAACAUGUAGUGCAUUCGGAAAGUAUUCGGACCCCUUGACUUUUCCCGGAAGCCACGGAAGCCACUCCUCAGUAAAAGGCACAUGACAGCCUACUUAGAGUUUGCCUAAAGGACUUAGACCAUGAGAAACAAGAUUCUCUGGUCUGAUGAAACCAAGAUUGAAUUCCAAGCAUCACGUCUGGAGGAAACCUGGCACCAUCCCUACAGUGAAGCAUGGUGGUGGCAGCAUCAUGCUGUGGGGAUGUCUUUCAGCUGCAGGGACUGGUAGACUAGUCAGGAUCGUGGGAAAAAUGAACGGAGAAAAGUACAGAUCGUUGAUGAAAACCUGCUCCAGAGCACUCAGGACCUCAGACUGGGGUGAAGGUUCACCUUCCAACAGGACAACGACCCUAAGCACACAGCCAAGACAACGCAGGAGUGGCUUCGGGACAAGUCUCUGAAUGUCCUUGAGUGGCCCAGCCAGAGCCCGGACUUGAACCCGAUCUAACAUCUCUGGAGAGACCAGAAAAUUGCUUUUUUCUUAAUUUGCAGUUUUUGCUUUGUCAUUAUGGGGUAUUGUGUGUUGAUUGAGGGGGGGAAAAAAACAAUUUAAUCCAUUUUAGAAUAAGGCUGUAACGUAACAAAAUGUGGAAAAAGUUAAGGGGUCUGAAUACUUUCCGAAUGCACUGUAGGCCUGUUAUCUGCCUCGCUCUGCUUAGAAGUUGCAAUUUCCAACUUCUGGAACUAUAAAUCUGACCUUUUUCUAUCUGCAUCAUCCCAAACCAAUUCGGCUCUCCUCACUGAUUGGCUGCCUGGCCUUGGUCAAUGUUCUCUGAAUCACCGCACCACUCCCAGAAAGGUGGUUCUGUGAAAUCCAUACAGGUGUGUUUUAAUAUGCACUACAGUGUUAAUCUCUGAGGCGAUAUUACAACCCCAUCCAUAUUCUUCUGCUCUCUAUGGGAGAGUAAAUUAAUGUUUGUGUUUGCUAAUUUGUUUUCUUUUAGUUUUGUGUGUGUGUUCUCAUGGCACAUCUGCAUACUGGGGCUGAGAUGUGUGUUUUCUAACCCCUGUAGUGAAAGGAGAGAGAGAAGGAGUUUAUCUCUCUCUCUUCCUCUCCCCUCUCUGCAGAGUCACCUUAUCUCCCUGCAGUCUGUCUGAUUUAUUUAUCGCUGCUCUGCAAUAUUAAAGAGUCUGCUGCCUACAACCCUAAGGGGAGUCCAUGUCUACACACACACGUAUGCUGCCUGUCAGCUGCCCUUAUCUUUUCCUGAAAACACACUACCAUAUGGGCAUCACAUCACAGAAACAUACAUUUAUCUGUGGAUUUUCAGUUAGUGUAUAUUAUCUUCAAUGAGAACGCUUGUUUCUCUCCUCAUUUGCUGUAGCAUGUCUGUGGAUGAGUGUGUCCACAUCUGUGGGUGUGUAUGUGCAGAUGACCGUGUGUGUGUGUGUGGCGGCAAUGCCAGGACUCUGCUGGUGGCUGUAAUUGCUGUCCGUCUAUGCCUCAGUGAAGCUAGCCUGGGAAUCCUGACUCAUCUCUACUGGCAACGCUGCCUGGUAUGGAUUUGAGCCAAAAUGGAGUCACUGGGAUUGGAUCUGUGUAGGAAACUGCGCUGCACUGUUGGUGUUUGGCUGUGCUCUCUUUCCUGAUUAUUGGCUGUGUAAACUUGACUAUGGUCUGAGUUAAAGCCAAUAUGGAGUCAUUGUGUCACUAUGGGCCUCUCUGGUCCAUGCUGUUCUCAUCCAUGCAGCCCUGGAGUUCACCUGCACACACACACACACACACACACACACACACACACAAAUGCCCUCCUACGCAGAGACACACAUCACACACACUGUUCAAAUAGAUGUGUUGUGGCCUCUCUCUCAUGCCCAUGCAUCACAAACACCCACAUUCACUUUCUAUAAGAUUUUCAUCCUUUUUCACUAGCACUCCCGAUCCUAGACACUUUCAUACAGACACAUUCUCUUGCAUCUCUCAUGCCCAUACAUCAUGCACACCUACAGUACACCCUAUCUUCUAAACAAAAGGUUCAACCUCUGUCCCGCUUUCACACACACUCCCCUCAGAGUUGGAGGUGAUCCAAAGCACUGACCUGCUGAGAACAAUCAAUCCACACUUUCACGAACUUAACACACACACUCACUUACCCUAGUGGCAUGCGUUUAAUUCCUUCAUCCUCUCUCCCAGUCCCUUAAUAGCCGCAGCGGAUGGAGGCCUGUGGAUGAAUAUUGAUUUUAAUGGGGCCGUGUGUCUGAAUGUUUAUCAGCUAAUAGUUGAGCUCUGCGUCGUGCGGUGCUCACCUGGCCUGCUGUAUUGAUCGCUGUGUGUUAUUCCUGCUUAUUGAUGAAUGGGGAUGCAGUUCAGUGAUACAGUGCAGUGAUCAAUGUCUGGAGGACCCAGUCUGAUCAUAAGAGGGCCAGGUCAGGGAUUAACAAUCUCUGCCACACUGGGCUGAUGAGAGGGAACAGGUUAACAUUGUAUCAUAUAGGCCUAGUAUAGGAGUAGCAGCAGCACUUGUAUGUCUCUGAUGAAGAAGUACUUGUUGUCUUUGCCUCUGUCUUCAUCGCUGCUGUUCUUUCUCGGCUGGCAGCGCUCAGUGAGAGGGGAGAGGAGGCAGUUUCUAAUUAAUGUGAUAAAUGCUGCAUCCAUCUCCAGAGGGAAGGAGGGGAAUGGAGGUAGGGAGGGGUAUGGAGGGAGGGAGGGAGGGAGGAAAGACAUGGAGAGGAAGAUGGACUAGUAAUAUUGGUACAAAGCGAGGUGGAAGAUGGGUUCUUUAGAGGAAAUGAGAAUGAAAGAAGAGAUGUGACUUUGUUUUUAGUGUGUGUUGUAGGGGGUAAGGUAUUAUUGAAAUGAAGAGCUGUCAAUUUAUUCAUAAUAUGCAUCCCAGGAAAACAAAUCACCACGGAAACCAGGCUUGCCUCAGUGUGAGACCCAUCUGCACUACAGGAUGAUGCUUUCUCUCUCUCUCUCCAUCACACACUCUCUUUAAUAUUACCCCUCUUUCUCUCUCUCUCUCCAUCACACACUCUCUUUAAUAUUACCCCUCUUUCUCUCUCUCUCUCCAUCACACACUCUCUUUAAUAUUACACCUCUUUCUCUCUCUCUCAUAUUUAUGUGCCCUUAUUUUGGGGGCGCCCGUUCAACAUCCAUCCGUGUGCAUUUGCUUGUGUGUGACUAGGGUUGCAAAAUUCUGUGGACUUUCAAUAAAUUCCCAGGUUUUCCCGAAUUCCUGGCCGGAAUCAGUAGGGAAUAAGCAGGAAAUCCAGAUUUUCCAGGAUUUCUGCAAAACCAGGGAAUUUACAGAAAGUUCCUGGAAUUUUGCAACCCUAUGUGUGACAAGUCUAGUCAAGUCCUACCUGUUCUCUAAUAACCAGUCUUAGCUGUACCCAAAUACAGUGUUGAAUGUAAUCUGGGAUACCAUCAGGAUGUGGUGCUGGUGUCUGGAGCGGGCCAGCUGAAUGGAGAUGAGAGCAUAUGAAUGGAUGGAUAGAGGAAGGGGAUAAAUAGAUGGAUGAACUCAGGAAGGAAUGAGAGAGAGACUGAAUUGUAAUGGGAAUCAGAAUGACAUCUCCUGUCAAUGUGGCAGUGUGUUGCCUGGCAUAGCAGUCAUUUGCCUGUUGAGACUGAUCUAGAAUCAGCUUGCCUUCCCAAAAUCCUUACCUUAACCCUGAGGAGGAACAACAACACUGACCUUAAACCAGUGUCUAGGGACCACUUCAUCCUACUCAGAUCUCUGGGAAUGCUUCCACAUCUGACAGGAAGAGGAGAGGAGGAGUGAAGUCUCAGGAACAGUGAAGCAGUGUGUUUGAUUCAGAAGGCAAACAACUCCUUACUUUUCUCCUCUCUCUCUCCUGGUACAGGCCCUGCUUUCAUUAGCCUGAUGGCAGGUGUAAACUCUGCUAUCUUCUCUGCUAUCUACACAGGAGGUUGGUGGCACCUUAAUUGGGGAGGACAGGCACGUGGUAAUGGCUGGAGAGGAAUAGGUGGAAAGGUAUCAACAACAUCGAACACAUGGUUUCCAUUUGUUUGAUGCCCUUCCAUUUGUGCCAGACAUUAUUAUGAGCCGUCCUCCCCUCAGCAGCCUCCACUGGCUGACAACAACUGUGGGAAUUAUUUCAUGGUUCAAUCUUUCAUCCUUUCCACUCUUCUCCUAAUAUCGCUCUGUUGUGAUUUUGGGAGCUCACUUUCUCUUUCACCUUUUUCUGUUAUUAAGAGCAGGGCUGAAGAGAGACAGACCGAGGGGAGGAGUGAGGUGGUGUGAUGUCGCAGUGUGGACAUGCAUUGUACCCGCAGUGAAGUGGAGAAAAGUGCAAAUUGAUAUUUCAGAUCUAAAGAGCUGUGGGAUUGUCUGUGUGCAUCUGGGUGAUUGUGUUGGAUUCUGUGUGUGUCCUGAGAGCUGUGUCUUAGUAUGGUAUGGGCCUUUUGCUGCGCGAUGAGGCAGAAAGAGCAUAGUGGUAGAGGGGAGAUGAGUUCAGAGCAGCGGGGGUCUUUAGCUCCUCCAGGAGAGGGCUUAACCCUUUCCCUACCACCCCUACAGCAGGUAAACCCUUUCCCUACCACUCCUACAGCAGGUAAACCCUUCCCCUGUCACUGCUACAGCAGAUAAACCCUUCCCCUAACGUGGCACACACGAGAUUGGCGUUUUCUAUCAGGAGUCUGUAUCACGUAGUCAGCUUCACUUAGUUUCUUUUCAAUUACAUAAGGACCAGAGAAACGUGCUGACAACGACGCUCCUGGCACAGGCAACAAUACAAGAACUUGGUCACCUGGCUGCAGUGAACGAGAAACAGCCUGUGUGUCAUAGCGUCGUUUCAUCCGUCUCUGUGAGGAAGACGGCGCUUCCUUUGCUAGGGCACAGGCACCAUGUAGGCGCUCACGAAAGCGACUAACGUAGUCCAACACAUUUUCUUUCACACACAACUCUUGUGAUAAAAACUGAUCCUUAAGGACUUUCAUAGGUCCUCUCAUGGUGUGUCCAAACACCAGUUCAGCUGGGCUGAACCCUAAGGAUUCCUGUACUGUCUCACGGACAGCAAACAAAACUAGAGGAACUCCCUCAUCCCAAUCCUUCUCAGAUUCCAAGCAAUAUUUACGGAGCAUAGACUUCAGUGUCUGAUGCCAACGUUCAAGCGCACCCUGAGACUCUGGGUGAUAUGCGCUUGACACACGGUGUGUAACUGACAAGGAUUUUAACACUUGUUUAGAAAGGAAAUUCUUACCCUGAUCAGUUUGUAUCACCUUAGGUAACCCAAAAGUUGAGAAGAAUUUGAUCAACGCUUUACUCACCACCGGAGCAGUAAUCCUUCGCAGAGGAAUGGCCUCUGGGUACCUGGUGGCCACACACAUAAUCGUCAACAUAAACUGGUUACCAGAUUUUGUCUUUGGUAAUGGUCCAACACAAUCAACCAUCACAUGUUCGAAUGGUUCACCUAUGGCCGGUAUGGGACAAAGAGGCACGGGGGAAAUAACCUGGUUCGGUUUCCCAGUUACUUGACAGGUGUGGCAAGUCCGACAGAACUGAGCCACAUCUUGUUUUAAACCAGGCCAAAAGAAAUGUCGCAAAACUCGAUCAUAAGUCUUGGUGACUCCCAGAUGUCCGGACCACUGGUGAUCAUGAGCGAGGGAUAAAACAUUUUGUCGAAAGGCUGUAGGAAUCACUAUUUGGUAAACAGCAUUCCAAUCUCCGCCAGCGUCAACAUGAGAUGUCCAUUUACGCAUGAGGAGAUUACCAUCAAUGAAGUAUGCCAUGUUUUUCUUCUUUAGCUCCUCCUCUGAGACAACACUAGAAAAACAUUUAGCCAGGCUAAUGUCAACCUUUUGGUUAGCGAUCAGCUGCUCACGAGUAACUGGUAACUGUAUUGCCUCAGCAACAAGUUCCACAAUCUUCUCCCUUUCUCUGGACUGUUGGUCAGACUGCACCAGCUUACCAGAGGUAGCACCCGAACUAUCCUCUGGGUCACACUCUCUGAAUAGAAUCAUGUUCGACAAAUCUAUCAAUUCACCCACUUGUCGUGCUUGAGCACGUGUGACAGCACAAGCGGGGAACACAUCUGGAUAACCCUGUGCCAGCUCCUCGGAGAGAGACUGGUCACUUUUAUCCAAUACGGGUAUCACCUUUCCUCCGGCAAUAUCGUUGCCCAUUAUAAAUGUCACACCUUUUACUGGCAACAUAGGACGUACGCCAACUCUGAACAAUCCACUGACUAACUCAGAGUGUACGUUCACAAAGUGCAAUGGCACUGGGACGAAUUUCAAUUCCUUGUACUAACACACUGGAACCACAAUAUGUAUUAUUGGACAAGGGCAACACAUCAGAUAGUAUGAACGACUGCGCCGCACCAGUAUCUCUGAGGAUUCUAACUGGACGCUGCAACGCUUCGUCAUCUGAUAUGGAAACAAACCCCUCAAAAAUGAACAGUUCAUAACUGUGAUCUGGGACUGGGACAGGGACUUUCAAACCACAUUCACUAUGAGGCCUCUGUCUUGAUUCUGGCCUUACAACCGUACGAAUCAGCCCAACACCCGUUGGCGGCCUGGCGUGCUGAGGCAUCCCCUGUUUGCAUUUAAGCAGAAAGCAAUCAUUAACCAUAUGUCCCACCUUAUGACAAUAGAAACAGUGACGCACAUCUUUUGGGCGUGCUGGAUGUACUGCUGGUCGACUAGGACUAAAAGUUAGCAACUCUGCAGCCCUGCUCUCCGUACGAGCCAAAAACACGCUCUUAUGCGUCAACACAAACUCGUCUGCCAAUACAGACGCUUCCGACAGUGAGGAUACUUUCUGUUCGUUCAGAUAAACUACAAUGCGUUCGGGUAAGCAAUUUUUUAACUCUUCUAACAAGAUUAACUCCCGUAGAGAGUUAAAAUCAGUUACCUUACUAGCACUGUGCCAUUUGUCAAACAGAUUUCCUUUGUCUCUAGCAAACUCCACAUAAGUCUGAGUAUAAUACUUUUUAUGAGACUUAAAUCUCUGUCGAUAUGCCUCAGGAACAAGCUCAUAGGCACGAAGAACAGUAGCUUUGACCACGUCAUAAUUCAAGCUGUCUUCAAGAGGUAGCGCUGCCAGAACCUCUUGGGCUUUACCUGUUAAUUUACACUGAAGUAAUGGGCACCAUACCUCUUCGGGCCAUUUCAAUGCUACCGCUAUACGUUCAAAAACACUGAAAUAGGAAUCAAUCUCUGACUCCCUAAACACAGGUACCAAGGUGAUCUGUCUACUAAUCUCAAAAGUAGCAGACGACACAGCUGGUGAGGACGGCUCACUAGAAGACAUAGUAUGAGCAGAGACUAACCUCGCUGUUUCUGCCUCCAGUUCCAUUUUACGCAUCUCCAGUUCCAUCUUACGCGUCUCCUGUUCUGCCUCUAGCUUACGCGUCUCCAGUUCUGCCUCUAGCUUACGCGUCUCCUGUUCCAUCUUACGCGUCUCCAGUUCCUGAUCAAGCCUACGCGUUUCCAGCUUGUCUAGCCUGAUUUGUGCCCGCUCUUCCGCCUCCAUUUGGAGCCGUGUCGAGCGGACAUCCAUCCUGGCAUCACUGUCAGUCAGUGGGGAGAGUGGGUCAAAACGGGGCAAUGUGGCUGGAGCCUUAGCCUCGUCCUCAGACACCGAUGGGCUUACAGGAGCAGCAGACUCAGGCGGCGGUAACUCAAGCACUCACUCGUUCAACAAUAUCUCUAAUACUGCUUUCCUCACUUCGGCUUUCACUAAAACCCUUGAUAUGGGUACAGAAAAGUGGUCAGCCAAAGCCUGUAGAUCCACUCUACGGCAAUUCUCAAAAACCUCCCACGUAGGGUUUUCCAAAAAUGCAUCCAACUCAAAAGUAGCCAUCCUAAACUAGCAACACGAGCCGACGAAUACUGACCACACAAAAAAAACAGGUAGUUACAGCUGCCAAGCUCAACACUGAACCAGACACUAACUAAUUUGAAUGAGUAGCAUGGGUAUCAAUGAGAUAGAUCCCAGACGAACCCCCACAUUAUGUUACGAACCCCGUGGCUUUAAACGUCUAGGGUGGAUGGACAUGAGACCCGUAACAUAAUUCAUGCAAAUUAUAAGCGUGACAUGGAACAGUGAGAACAAAAACUACACGACAACCAUAAACUACCGUCAAACAUAAAAGGUUUAUUUUUGAACACACGGUAAAGGUUUGGGAAAAAGGGCUGAGCAGGACCCAAGAAAUGAAACAAUAGUGUAAAAAACCCCUAAACUGAUCUUGCCUGCCUCAAGAACCGCUAAGCUACUGCUAGUCAUACAAAAAUACAGUGGGUGGUCCGCUCAGGUCUAACUAGUGUUUUUAGACAGUUUUCUUCCUACGGGUAAUGUACGCCCAAGGGCAACAUGCUUAAAUUCCCCUUUUCCCAGAAACACACGAAGUUACCAAACAGAGUAACCAGCAACUUAGUGAGUACACAAAACACAGGACACCACAGUAUCCAUACUCACAUACGGAAAUAGUCUCUAACAAAAUUACCAAACAGAGUAACCAGCAACUUAGUGAGUACACAAAACACAGGACACCACAGUAUCCAUACUCACAUACAGAAAUUAGCCUCUAACAAAAUUACCAAACAGAGUAACCAGCAACUUAGUGAGUACACAAAACACAGGACACCACAGUAUCCAUACUCACAUACAGAAAUUAGCCUCUAACAAAAUUACCAAACAGUAACCAGCAACUUAGUGAGUACACAAAACACAGGACACCACAGUAUCCAUACUCACAUACGGAAAUAGUCUCUCACAAAGUUACCAAACAGAGUAACCAGCAACUUAGUGAGUACACAAAACACAGGACACCACAGUAUCCAUACUCACAUACGGAAAUAGUCUCUAACAAAAUUACCAAACAGAGUAACCAGCAACUUAGUGAGUACACAAAACACAGGACACCACAGUAUCCAUACUCGCAUACGGAAAUAGUCUCUCACAAAGUUACUAAACAGAGUAACCAGCAACUUAGUGAGUAAACAAAACACAGGACACCACAGUAUCCAUACUCACAUACGGAAAAUAGUCUCUAACAAAGUUACCAAACAGAGUAACCAGCAACUUAGUGAGUACACAAAACACAGGACACCACAGUAUCCAUACUCGCAUACGGAAAUAGUCUCUCACAAAGUUACCAAACAGAGUAACCAGCAACUUAGUGAGUACACAAAACACAGGACACCACAGUAUGUAUUAUUGGACAAGGGCAACACAUCAGAUAGUAUGAACGACUGCGCCGCACCAGUAUCUCUGAGGAUUCUAACUGGACGCUGAGACGCUUCGUCAUCUGAUAUAGAAACAUACCCCUCAAAAAUGAACGGUUCAUAACUGUGAUCUGGGACAGGGACUUUCAAACCACAUUCACUAUGAGGCCUCUGUCUUGAUUCUGGCCUUACAACCGUACGAAUCAGCCCAACACCCGUUGGCGGCCUUGCGUGCUGAGGCAUCCCCUGUUUGCGUUUAAGCAGAAAGCAAUCAUUAACCAUAUGUCCCACCUUAUGACAAUAGAAACAGUGACGCACAUCUUUUGGGCGUGCUGGAUGUACUGCUGGUCGACUAGGACUAAAAGUUAGCAACUCUGCGGCCCUGCUCUCCGUACGAGCCAAAAACACGCUCUUAUGCGUCAACACAAACUCGUCUGCCAAUACAGACGCUUCCGACAGUGAGGAUACUUUCUGUUCGUUCAGAUAAAAUACAAUGCGUUCGGGUAAGCAAUUUUUAAACUCUUCUAACAAGAUUAACUCCCAUAGAGAGUUAAAAUCAGUUACCUUACUAGCACUGUGCCAUUUGUCAAACAUAUUUCCUUUGUCUCUAGCAAACUCCACAUAAGUCUGAGUAGAAUACUUUUUAUGAGACCUAAAUCUCUGUCGAUAUGCCUCAGGAACAAGCUCAUAGGCACGAAGAACAGUAGCUUUGACCACGUCAUAAUUCAAGCUGUCUUCAAGAGGUAGCGCUGCCAGAACCUCUUGGGCUUUACCUGUUAAUUUACACUGAAGUAAUGGGCACCAUACCUCUUCGGGCCAUUUCAAUGCUACCGCUAUACGUUCAAAAACACUGAAAUAGGAAUCAACCUCUGACUCCCUAAACACAGGUACCAAGGUGAUCUGUCUACUAAUCUCAAAAGUAGCAGACGACACAGCUGGUGAGGACGGCUCACUAGCAGGCAUAGUAUGAGCAGAGACUAACCUCGCUGUUUCUGCCUCCAGUUCCAUUUUACUUAUCUCCAGUUCUUGAUCAAGCCUACGCGUCUCCUGUUCUGCCUCUAGCUUACUCGUCUCCUGUUCUGCCUCUAGCUUACGCGUCUCCUGUUCUGCCUCUAGCUUACGCGUCUCCUGUUCUUGAUCAAGCCUACGCGUCUCCAGUUCCAUCUUACGCGUCUCCAGCUUGUCUAGCCUGAUUUGUGCCCGCUCUUCCGCCUCCAUUUGGAGCCGUGUUGAGCGGACAUCCAUCCUGGCAUCACUGUCAGUCAGUGGGGAGAGUGGGUCAAAACGGGGCAAUGUGGCUGGAGCCUUAGCCUCGUCCUCAGACACCGACAGGCUUACAGGAGCAGCAGACUCAGGCGGCGGUAACUCAAGCGCUCGUUCAACAAUAUCUCUAACACUGUUUUCCUAACUUCUGCUUUCACUAAAACUCUUGAUAUGGGUACAGAAAAGUGGUCAGCCAAAGCCUGUAGAUCCACUCUACGGCAAUUCUCAAAAACCUCCCACGUAGGGUUUUCCAAAAAUGCAUCCAACUCAAAAGUAGCCAUCCUAAACUAGCAACACGAGCCGACGAAUACUGAACACAAAAAAAACAGGUAGUUACAGCUGCCAAGCUCAACACUGAACCAGACACUAACUAAUUUGCAUGAGUAUCAAUGAGAGAGAUCCCGGACGAGCCCCCACAUUAACAUGACCUCCCACUACAGCCGUAGCAGCAAUAGAGACAGCCGACUCGGCCCCCUACGGCAGGUAAACAUUUCCCCUGUCACCCCUACGACAGGUAAACAUUUCCCCUGUCACCCCUACGGCAGGUAAACAUUUCCCCUGUCACCCCUACGGCAGGUAAACAUUUCCCCUGUCACCCCUACGGCAGGUUCUGUGACUCUGAGCCUGGAUGCAGUGACUGCCAGAGUAGAAACUAAGAUGUGUGGUCCCCCAUUAGACAGACACACACCAGAGCUCAGGAGCUCCAGCCUGAGUCUACAAAGUGGAGCAACUGAGGUGAAUGAGGCUUGGUCUAUGUUUUGUGACUCACACACACAACAAGAUAUGUCUAAAUGUGGUUCAUGACGCGUGUAAGUGUCUAUGUUCAUUUAUGGCCAACAAAUCCUGUUGUCUUGUCAAUUGUGUGUGUAUUUGUCAGACUGUCUGGCCAUAAUCUUGUUUGUUUGUUCUUUCAGGCAAAUAAUUGAAUCAGAGGUUCAGUGCUGCUACUGAUCAGCUGCUGCUGAUUGGUUUAUCCAGCGUCUGAGACGGGGUAUAUAAGGGUAGGCUACUGAUGAAGUGCACUAGAGUGUGCACUGCGCGGUCAGUUUUUGGGCUCCCCAGUGAAGCGUCUCGGGCUGUCAGACAGACCAUAAAGAAGCUUUCAGACAUGAUUAAUCAAACAGGAGAUCAUUCCAGGCCAGAUUAAUCAAACAUGAAAUGAUUGAUCAGGGGCUUGAGAGGGUUAUUUAUAACUGACUGCACUCGCUGCCCUUUGGACUAUUAUUUUGCUGUGUGUGUUUGUGAGAUACAGUGAUCAGUGGGUGAACAGGUAGUUUAUCAGCCAGAGUCAUCUCUCCCAGUUGACGGGGUCAGGUCCAGAGGAAAGCCCAGUCGCCCCUGCUACUGUUGAAUCAUCCGUCGCUGGGGCUCCUCUUCUCUAUCAGGACUCAUUCCUCUGUCUAGCAGGAAGUAGGAAUAUGUUUGUGUGUGCAUGUGAGCGUUUGUAUCGUGUGUGUGCGUGCACAGCCAGCCUGGAAUAUGAAUAUUCAGGCGUCUGGCUUCAUAUCAGUGUGUGCCAGAGAACACAGGCCACUGAUCGCAGGAAUACCAAUGAGAUGAACCACUCAUAUUCCACUGAUGAGUGGCUGUGUCUCUGUGAGAGAGAGGGGGUGGGGUGGGGACUAAGAUUGUUUGUUGUUGACAUUUUCCUUCCUCUAUUCUCCUUAUGGCUCUGUGUGCUCCAGAAAAAGGAAUUGCACUGAUGUAUUGAUAUGUUUCACUUUCAUCCGGUACUUUAUUUGUGGGCUAGGUCUUCUUCACACAUCCCCACUGAAAUGGUCACCUUGUGAAAUCAACACGUGUGUAGUCACCAGUGUGAAUGAGGUCAGUGGGCCUGGGGAAUCGCACAGGAGUAGGAGCAGCAUUUACUGUGGCCCAGGGUUGGGUUACUGCUGCUGGACUAUACCCAGUAAUGCACAGAGCACAUACUGGUCCUGACUGGAAUAGGGUAAGGAAACAUAUGAGGUGGAUUGUAAGACUCACCCCUUUGCCAUUCUGUGGAGGCGUCCACCAAAUGUGUUUCAGGGAAUUAAUUUAUAUCUCCUAUUUCUUAAAUAUGGAGCACAGAGAGCCAAAAGGAGAGUAGAGGAAAGUAAAUGUCAGCAUUCUCUCUCUCACGCGGUCUCUCUCUCUCUCUCUCUCUCUCUCUCUCUCUCUCUCUUUUUCAUACACACACACACAAACCACACACUCACAUCAUGCACACACACACCUGCCACAGAGGUGUGUAUAAAAAUAGACUGUGGGUCAGGUAAGGGGCGAGGGGGCAAGUUAAUUUAUAAUGGAGGUCUCAGGGCAGGCCUGUGGAGAGGAAACAUCUACUGUAUACUUUGAGCUUCUCACUAUUCUCUCUGUCUGUCGCAAACCUCUCUUUAUCUGUCUGUCACUCUCCUGUUAUCCCUCUCUACCUGUUUUAUAGGCCAGGUAUUAUCUUUAGCUGGGGGUUUAUUGAGUUAGCAGGGUUUUCAUGGAGCUGUGCGUACGUACGUGCAUGCAUGCAAGUGUGUUUGUGUGUGAGAGAAGGAGCAGGUUUUUUAUCCCAGGAGUACGACAGUGGCUGUGAGGGGUAAUGGCAGGAUGGUAUCAAGAUGAAUGGUAUGGUAAGCCUAGAAGUGCACUGCACUGUUGGGCAAUAUUGUACAGUUGUCCUUAGCCCAAGGGCUUUUUGAUGGGUGAGAUACAGAUCUCAGUGAACCCCUCUGUGUUCUAAAAGGAAGUAGUCAUAACAUUAUCUUUCCAUCUGUUCAUUUUGAAAAAUGGCUAUUGUGCAUAAAUUCAAUCUGCUUCCUACAAUACGAGUGUGUGUGUGUGUGUGUGUGUGUGUGUAUGUAUGUAUAUAUGUAUGUAUAUAUGUGUGUAUAUAUGUAUGUAUGUAUAUAUAUAUAUAUAUAUAUUAUCUAUCCAGCUGACAUUCUGUCUCAUUGUCUCAGGCUCUCAUUCUCUCUACCCCUUCCAUCUACUCUCUUCCCCCCUCUCUGUCUCGCUCACUCACACACACACACUCUCUCUCUCUCUUUCUCAACCUCCCUCUCUCUUCCUCUCCAUCUCUCUCUUUCAUGGUGAGGUUGUUCCCUCCCUCCCUCUCUCCCUACCUCCUCUCCUCAGCAGAGUGCACAGCUAAAGUGUUUUAUGGCCAGCGUUGAUUUAUGUCAAUAGGAGUCUAUUCUAAUUACUACCCCCAGAGCAGUAGUGCCGAGCUGAGAGAUGUGGGGAGCGCCCAUGUGAGAGUAAUGGCUGCUUUUACCCGAUCCCUUAACGCCAGCGUGUCUGUGUUAUUGCACACACACAUUGUCCUCCUGUUGUCUAGUUUGUGUUUAAUGUGCCUCCUCACGUUCUGUAAUGGUCCCCUCUGUCCUCACAGGGACACACACUGUGGUCAUUCUGAAGGUGUGUGUGUGUGUGUGUGUGUGUGUGCGCGCAUGCUCGCGCUUUAGUUGCUGUCAUAAUUUCCAUCACUUUAUGGGUAAGGAGGAGUGUGUGUGGAGAUGGAUGGGGUCAUACUGACAGAUGGCUGCUUCCUUUCACUGAAUGUGAAUCACUUCUCAAUUAACAUAUUCCUUUCUUUAUGAGUAAGAAGGGUGUGUGUGUGCGUCGCUGUCAUAAUAAUUCCCAUCUCUUUAUGAGGAAGGAAGGACGUGUGUGUCUGUUUGGAGAAGUUGACUCCCCUGAAUGUCAUAAUUGAAAGGUGGAGAUGGUCACCUUGGCUGUUAAAGACUUUAUUGGCAUUUAAAAAAGCCAACCACCUGUACCACUGACCCCUGGGGGGCGGGCUUUUGCAUGUCAUAGAGCUUGAUUGUGCCGAAGGGACCUGGAAUGACACACAGCUGGCAAGGUGGGAAAGAACAGCCAAUUGAAGGGGUUGCUCUGAUGACGUUUGUGCGUGUCAACACCAUCCUUGCGCCUCGCCAAAUCUCACAAAACAGUAAAUACUAAGGGUUCACGUCACUUCAACACGUACUCCACUCAUAAGAGGAAGAGCAUUUAAUCUGUGAGCUUCAUUCAGUAAGCUUCCUCUGUUAAUGUUGUUAUUCACCUCUCCACUUUCACAGCCCAGCGUUUUAUAUCUCCAACCUCCAUUCACUUUGAAAUUACAGCAUUUCACACACACAGUCAACUCUGUCACAGAACACGGUGUAGGCUACCACAUCCUCAGUCCUCCUUUUCUGAAAUAUGAAUAUUACAUUUGAAUCUGAUUUGCCGUUUUAGAAUGGCUGGGGUGGAAUGGGCCGUGCAUGUGUGCGCCUUAUCAGCACCUACCAGUAGUGCUCCCAGUCAUGAAUACUGCUCCCUUCAUCCUCCUCUCUCACUCAGACCCCCCCCCCCCCCCAUACCCGUUCUCUCUGCCCCUCACCUUCCUUACUUACACCCCCUCACCCUCCUCAGCUCUCUACUCCCACUCCUCUCACCCCUCGCCUCCUUUCCCACGUCACUCUUUAAUUAAAGGGGCAUUUCACCUAAUUUCUACAACACAAACAGCAUUUGAACGUAAACAUUAAAGAGGCGUGUUUCAGUUAGGACUGAGGCUUUGACAGGCAGAGGCAUCGUUCUCGAACAACCCUCAUUUUAACAACUGAGUGGGGAUUCCCCUUCAGGGACACACACACACACUGGUGUUGGUAGUCAUAAAGGAGAGAUCAGGGGUUAGUGGUAAUCCCCAGGUGCUACUGACAGAUGGGUCUAGUAGAAGUACUGUAUAAGCACUGGAGCAUUCCAGGCCUGAGGCCUCGUUCCCUGGCUCCCUCAGCGGUCGGUCUGGAUCAAAGACCCAGGAUGAGAAGAGUUAUUCCCAGAAGGUCAGACAUAGCCAGCUGUUGCAGCUGGACAACACCUAAUGACUUCCAGUAACAGACACUGGAGCUGGGAUUGCCUAUAGAACCGCACCUACUGGGGUUUACUGGCUAAGCAUUGGACUAUGACCGCCCUGACCAACUGUUGUGGUUAGGGUUCAGUCUGUGGCUUGUCUGUAGUCAGUCUGUAUGUACGUGGGUGCUUGCAGUGUGAGGUUGAACAGGGACAGAAGUCAACAGAACAGUUGCACUCUGAUUUAAUACCUCAAACAGCAGCAUAUGCUUUUAUAGAUAAGCUAUCAUAGGUCAGCAGUUUGCUGUGACGAUGUGUUGGGAAACUUCAGACAAUUCGCUUUUCUUUUAUUCUUCGGAACUGCAGCCCGACGUGUGUGCGUGCGCAGACCAGUAAACUAUUGCAUGGGGUUCAUGCGCAUACCCCUCUUAAGGGUACAGGGGAAGUGUAUUGCACUUAUUGCAUUGCCAUGGAUGUUGGUUUUGAAUGGCUUCUAUAUUUGGCACAAUGACUUCCUCUCACACAUCUCACACAUACGCACUCUCACACCCACUUAAGACCUGUACUUGACGCAGCUUUGACACAUAGCACAAACAUGAUGCUAGCCUAAUGAAAUUAGCUCUUACCGUUAGGCUAGCACUCUGAGGACAGACCUCUGCAAUGUCACUGUAAGGAUAUAGUUACAGUAUGCUACGCUAUGCUACACCUCUGCAGCAAACCAACCUAUAGAGCUGCAGUACAUUCUGUCAUGGAGCCAGAUAUAUGUACAUGAGGGGUGUCAGACGUGGGCCUUUUGAGGUUAAACAUAAUGGCUUUUCCAGCCAUGUUGUUUCCAUCCGCAAUCGAUGAUUCAAGAUUAGAAAUUAAACAAAAUCAUAAUCACUUGUUGUUUUGCCAAGGUACAGUGCAUUCGGAAAGUAUUCAGACCCCUUCCCUUUUUCCACAUUUUGUUACGUUACAGCCUUAUUCUAAAAUGGUUUAAAUAAAACAUUGAAUUGAUGUUUUUUCUCCUCAAUCUACACACAAUACCCCACAAUGACAAAGUGAAACAGGUUUCUAUAAUUUUUUGCAAAUGUAUUAAAUAUAAAAAACAGAUACCCUAAGUAUUCAGACCCUUUGCUAUAAGACUCGAAAUUGAGCUCAGGUGCAUCCUGUUUCCAUUGAUCAUCCUUGAGAGUCCACCUGUGGUAAAUUCAAUUGGACAUGAAUUGGAAAGGCACACACCGGUCUAUAUGAGAUCCAACAGUUGACAGUGAAAACAUUUAUAGAGAGGAUCUGGAAGAAACUCCUAUCAGAGAAGAAUGGAAGAAACUCCCCAAAUACAGGUGUGCCAAGCUUGUAGUGUCAUACCCAAGAAGACUUGCAGCUGUAAUCGCUGCCAACGGUAAUUCAACAAAGUAGUGAGUAAAGGGUCUAAAUACUUAUGUAAAUGUUAUAUUUCAGUGUAUUUAUUGUAAUUUUUUUUGCAAACACUUCAAAAAACCUAUUUUUGCUUUUUCAUUAUGGAGUAUUGUGUGUAGAUUGAAGGCUUAAAAAAAAAAAAAUUAGAAUAAGGCUGUAACGUAAUACUUUCCGAAUGCACUGUAAGUUUGACAGUAGUUUACAACAAAGUAAAGCUGCCUUUCUGUGUUCUACUCUUUCAUGUUGGACAACAGUGGCACUGGGUAGCUAAGAGGUGAGCUGAGACUAUGCUCUCCGUGUUCAAUCAAAGAUGGCCACAGACUGACUCUCUGUCUCGGUCUCUCUCUGUCUGUCUCUACACAAAUGGAGAAUAUAUUUUAAUGAUGUACUUCAGUUACGUUAGUUAACUGCCCCCCCCCCCCCACACUCUGUUGGAGAAACAGCAGUUAACAUCAGACCCACCCCCCUCCUUAUGAAAGAUAACCUACCUUCUCCAUCACUAAACCUGGCAGUAGAUGAGCUACAGUCAGCCUGAAGAGACGUACAGUACAUAACUCUCCCUGGAUCUAAUAACCUCACUGUCUGAUGGACGCCUAUGGUAAAGAGAUCUGGCUGUUAUCAUUGGAUGAGGGUGGAGGGGUUAUGCGUUUGGAUUGGGUGAGGGUGAUGGUAUGGGGGGAUUUGGAAAGUGUGCAGUUGGGGGGGGGUCUUCAGAGUGGUUGGUUAUAUAAGGGUAGCUGUUUGUGUGUGUAGGGAGGGGGAAUCUGCUGGUAGAGCAAAGCUGUGACAUUCAUCACACUCACUGCUUAAGAACACUGGGUAUACACCCCUGUGUGUGUGUGUGUGUGUGUGUGCCUCUCAUCAGGAGAGCAUGUUUGCUGCCUUUCCAUCUCUGCUGACAGACGCCUCUCCUGUGAUGGGAUCUGCUGCUUUGUUGUUGCCUUGUUGAAGCAUCACUUCAACUCCCACUACAUGGUCAUUCUGCUCAUUAGGAUAGGCUGUUAUUAAGAGCCUUCUGCGACUGCCGUCCACGGGUAUUUAUUUAUUUUUUAAAUAAUUUUAAUUUUUUUACAUUCCAAAAACAAACUUAUACAUACGAACAACAACUUACAGAGACACACAAAAACAAUGACUACAUCUCCUCUGCCCAGACCCGCAUGUUCACACCCCCAUCCCUACUGGCCUGCAUUAUUGUUUGCCACUUGGGCUUAAAUUGUACCAUUCGGUUUUUCUCGGUCGCCCAUGCUAUUUCAAUAUUUCAAUAAUAAAUCAUUUGAUUUUUCCAUUGUGUUAAUGAUGGCGGAUUGAUUGACUUCCAAGUUUUUAGUAUAAAUGUUUUCAAGAUCAGUGAUGAGAAAAGGGGGUCUUUCUAACUGAUGCAGACAUUUAUGUAGAAUGUUAGGAACUAAAUAUUUUUAAGCAUAAUUGAGAAUACAUAACGUUAUGAACUAAAUAGAUAGGAAGUAAAUAUUGCUAAGCAUAAUUGAGAAUACAUAGUCCGCUGGCAGUUGGGUUUCAGACUAUGUAUUAGAAGGAUGUAGUUUGUGGCUAUUGAAACCCCCCAGUCAGCACACACACUGGUUAGUCACUGUGAUGAUUAAGAUGUCCCUGCAGCAGCAGAACUGUCGGCUGCUGGAGUCGCCCGCGCACACACAGCAGAUAUCACCGCUCUGAUAUCUCUUAUAUCACACACACACACACACACACACACACACACACUCCUUUAGCAUCCCUCUAUCAUCCCUCUCUCCAUACUUCUGUCAUCCCUUUGUUCUUCUCUCUCCACAGUCCUCCGUUCCUCUCUCCAUCACUGGACACAGCAAAUAACACAGCCCAGAUAAGUCACACAAACUCCUCUACCAUCCCCUCGUCCCUCUCUCUCAUCCAUCUCCCUGUCGUCGUCUCUGUCUCUCUCUGUCUGUGUAUGUGUGUAAACCAUGACUGCUGCCCUUUCAUCUGUUUCCCCACCACCCCAUACUUUCUCUCUUCUCUAAGGCGACCGAUAAUAUCUGGGUAAUCGUAGACACGUUGGCAUCCCAGUAGGUCUAAAGUAGUGUACUACAUGUGGAGUAUGGUGGGGCUGAUCACAGUUGACCAGUGUGCAGGCAGUGGGAGUAGGACGGGUCAGAAUAGAGCAGGGAUCAGAGGCUGAGCUCUUAACAGGUGUCUGAUCAUCCACUCUGUUACUUAACAGGAUAACUAAGACUUAUCCCUGUGUUUCUUUGUUUGCUUGCUUAUCCAGGCUUAAUGGCUGUGUUCACUCACUCAUACACACACUUGCAUAUAUAAACACACACACAGCUGCUCUUCGGAUGUCUGAAAGGAUACAUCGCCUUUGUUAACCCAGACAUGCCUUGUAAGUCAUAAUAACAAUGUUCCAAAACAGCUAUUAAUGUGGUCAAUACUGUCCCAUGUUGUUCCUCCAGACAGACUUACCUUUCUCAAUCAAUUCAAUUCAAGGGACUUUAUUGGCAUGGGAAACAUAUGUUUACAUUGCCAAAGCAAAUGAAAUGGAUAAACAAAAGUGAAAUAAAAAUAUUACACUCACACAAGUUCCAAAAGAAUAAAGACUUUUCAAAUGUCAUUGUCUAUAUACAGUGUUGUAGCGAUGUGAAAAUAGUUAAAGUACAAUAUGUAAAUAUGUUUGUGUUUACAAUGGGGUUUGUUCUUCACUGGUUGCCCUUUUCUUGUGGCAACAGGUCACAUCUUGCUGCUGUGAUUACACACUGUGGUAAUUCACCCAAUAGAUAUGGGAGUUUAUCAAAAUUGGAUUUGUUUUCUAAUUCUUUGUGGGUCUGUGUAAUCUGAGGGAAAUAUGUGUCUCUAAUAUGGUCAUAGAUUUGGCAGGAGGUUAGGAAGUGCAGCUCAGUUUCCACCUCAUUUUGUGAGUAGUGUGCACAUAGCCUGUCUUCUCUUGAGAGCCAGGUCUGCCUUCGGCGGCCUUUCUCAAUAGCAAGGCUAUGCUCACUGAGUCUGUACAUAGUCAAAGAUUUCCUUAAUUUGGGGUCAGUCACAGUGGUCAGGUAUUCUUUUAGGGCCAAAUUUCAUUAUAGUUUGCUCUGUUUUCUUUGUAAAUUCUUUCCAAUGUGUCAAGUAAUUAUAUUUUAGUUUUCUCAUGAUUUGGUUGGGUCUAAUUGUGUUGCUGUCCUGGGGCUCUGUGGGGUCUGUUUGUGUUUGUGACCAGAGCCCCAGGACCAGCUUGCUUAUGGGACCCUUCUCCGGGUUAAUCUCUCUGUAGGUGAUGGCUUUAAUUAUGGAAGGUUUGGGAAUCGCUUCCUUUUAGGUGGUUGUAGAAUAUAACAGCUCUUUUCUGGAUUUUGAUAAUUAGCGGGUAUCGGCCUAAUUCUGCUCUGCAUGCAUUAUUUGGUGUUUUACGUUGUACACAGAGGAUAGUUUUGCAGAGUCUCAAUUCCCAUUUUGUGAAUUCUUGAUUGGUGAGCGGACCCCAGACUUCACAACCAUAAAGGGCAAUGGGUUCUAUAACUGAUUCAAGUAUUUUUUGCCAGAUCCUAAUUGGUAUGUUCCUUUUGAUGGCAUAGAAGGCCCUUCUUGCCUUGUCUCUCAGAUCCUUCACAGCUUUGUGGAAGUUACCUAUGGCGCUGAUGUUUAGGCCGAGGUAUGUAUAGUUUUUUUGUGUGCUCUAGGGCAACGGUGUCUAGAUGGAAUUUGUAUUCGUGGUCCUGGCAACUGGACCUUUUUUGGAACACCAUUAUUUUUGUCUUCCUGAGAUUUACUGUCAGGGCCCAGGUCUGACAGAAUCUGUGCAGAAGCUGCUGCUGCUGCUGUAGGCCCUCCUUGGUAGGGGACAGAAGCACCAGAUCAUCAGCAAACCGUAGACAUUUGACUUCAGAUUCUAGUAGGAUGAGACCAGGUGCUGCAGACUGUUCUAGUGCCCUCGCCAAUUUGUUGAUAUACAUGUUGAAGAGGGUGCGGCUUAAGCUCUCUCUGACCUCUGUUUAUGGUGGUCACUAUGGUAACCACAGGAGGGAAGGAAUGUCUGAGACUGCGUCAGAUACGUCCCCAUGCAGCUCCGAGAGAAAGGCCAGAGAAAGAGGCCUAGAUGGAUAUUCUACCCGUAGGCCUCGGCGCCAAAGCGAGCACAGAGGGGUUGUGGGAACAGCCGACAGAGGGGAAGGGGUCAGACACCGAGAGCAAGGGACAGUCACAGAAGGAGAGAGAGUCAGAGAGAGAGAUUGUGAGGGAGAGUCAGAGAGAAAGUGAAACGAGUUUAAAUGUUAGGCAGAAAAGGUUUCAGAAUGAUAAGGCACAAGCUCAUGCACUGUCUGCGGCCCCUGACCUCGUAUACAAGCGCCAAGCCCCCUGUUAGUCAGCCAGGCUACAACAAGGCUAGUGGAUGGAAACAUGGCGAGGCAAUAUAACAGGCCAAAAAACCCUCAUUAGCGUACACUGCUAUCUUUCUCUUUUGGUUUUGGCUCAGCUCGGCUUGGCUAGAAUCUCGCUCUCUCGCUCUCUGGCCAUGAUUCAGGAAAGGAGUAGAGAAACGAGCCAUUCUUUUUGUCGGGAAGUGUUGCGUAUUUGUCCGUAAAAGGGCGUGCAGUGCUGUUAUCGCCUGGCUGAAAUGGAUAGGGGAGGAUUGACUUUCUCUUGCUCAGCUGUACGCAGCACGGCGGAGGGAGGGGAAGCGUGUUUGGCUAGUGGUGCAGUUUCUCCCCCUCCUUACCUCCUGGCUAUUUAUCUCCUGCUUUAUCUGGGUUUCAGCAAGGAACGAAGGACAGCCAGGUCACCGCUACUGUAGCCAGUCUUCUCCCCCAAGUGUGUGUGUGUGCGCCCGCACUGUAGUCACACAGAAAGUUUGAUGCUGUGCGGCAGGGCAGAGCUGUGAACAUCACUUGGUUUACCAUUUAUUACAGUUUACACCAUGUAUAACUCAGACUUCAGUAUAGCCAGCUCACUGUAGCCCUCUCUCCCCUCCCUCCUCCUCCUCCCAGGCGGCGGCUGACUUUGCCAAGGCCCAUCUGUCGGAGGCGUUGCGUCAGCAGCUCCUGAGCUACGACCGAGAGAAGGAGAAGGAUGAGAAGGAGAGCAGCGGUGGUCGGUCCUAUCCCUCCAUUCUGGAGCAGCAGAUCCUGGCUCUGGACAGGGACAUGCUGGACAAGCUGUCAGCCGUCCACAACGAAGCAGGUCAGAGGGCAGGGAAGCCAGGGGUUAAAGGUCACAGCCAGCUACCCCUAGCCACUAAUCUAGCAACAGUUUAUACCUUAAUCCUGAACUUAACCAUUAAAGGGAAAAUAUGUACCAAUUUAUUUUUACAAAAAACUUCCCAUGCCUAGAAAUACAAUGAAUAGGCUAGAAUGUGUAGAGCUGACUUCACUGUUAGUUGGAUGCCUCAGUCUUGAGAUCUGUGUUGUACAGUGACUGCAAUUCUUUGUUUUGGAUUGAUUGCACUCAUUUCUGCAUGCUCAAACAAUGUUGUCUAACGAGUGGGCUGUGAAAGACGCACAAAUUAUGACUCUGCUAUGUUUGGGGACUGGCCAGAGUUAGUUGAAAUAGCUGUGGUCUUUAUGUGACAGUGAGAGCUAGCGGAAAUGAAGUCUGUAUAAAUAGCUGUGGUUCAAGGGUGUGUGAGUGCGUAUGUGUAUGCAUGCAUUUGUGUGUGUGUGCACGUAAGUGAAUGCAUUAGUUUGUAUACAUGAGUGGGGUAGGCUAGGGGCAGACAUGGAUUUCUCUUGGACUCUUGUAAGGAAGGAGCCCAUUACUAGUGUGAUGUUUGCUCACAUGGGUUUGCCCAUUCCUACGCUUGUUGUUUUUCUAGGAGCCCUUAAUUGCUGCUUGCAAAGUAUUUCUGACUUUGCUGUACUCUGUUGUUCGGUCGUUUACAGUGGGCUCAGGCUCCGGCCGUGA
Molecule: messenger RNA, 31571 nt
Organism: Coregonus sp. 'balchen'
Lineage: Eukaryota; Metazoa; Chordata; Actinopteri; Salmoniformes; Salmonidae
Source: the annotation of a GenBank genome assembly